AUGUCAAAGAAAUAUGAUUUUCCUAAGAAAGGGGUGAAGGGUGGAUUGGAAGAUAAUAUAUUUUUGACAUGGGAACUUCUAGAGUCCUGGAUUACUCAAAAUGAUUGGAUGGCAAUCCUUUUUAUAAUUUUCCUGGUAAUUAUUUUUGAGGUAAUUCUCAUAAAACUUUUCACAGCCUUUCAGAAGAGUCCUGCAGCUUCAGAAAACCACAGGUCAGAUGCCCAGGAGAAUGAAGACAGUUACCCGAAAAGCACAAAACUUGUCCUAGAGAAUUGGCCAGCUAUUUGUUCCUCUUCAGAAGAAAGAGUUGACACCUUUUCAGGAGAAAGAACUACUUCAUCACUUACAUCUGAAGAAAAUGAAAGUCGUUUUAAAGACAGAAUUUUAUCAUCAUCUGAAUGUACAGCUACCAGCAUAGGUGAAUAUCGAGUAAGUCACUUUAGUGAAAGUCAUCUUCCAUCUUCAAAUGGGAUUAGUUCAUCUUUCUCAUUGUUUCAUUCAAAAGUAAAGGAAAUGUUUCCAAGCCAUAGAGAACCUCCAGAAAAUGAACAUGAAACAAUACAAUUUUCCUCCAAGCAUUUAAUUUCAAUAAUGAAAACCAACAAAAAUAAAAAUACAGUGGUUUCUUCUGAUUUUAACUUUUCAAUAACUAGAUUCACUGUUGACAAUGAAGAUCUAGAUGUGGCACCUUGCCCUUCUGUCCAUUUGUUUCUUUCUAGAGACCAAGUUAGACAUCUGGAAGAAAAUGUGAGAGAUCAAAUUUCUUCAAAAUACAAAGCUGUGUUAGAGAGUGAAACUAUUUAUCUGUGCUCAAGACCUCAAGAAUCUUUGACUCAGAAACAACAUUCUGUUGGAAUGGUUAGUUCUGAGCAAGCACAAGAUUAUUUUCCAGGACAAAGUGAUAUUCAGAAUGAAGGUUUUUAUGAAGCCCAAUUUACUAGUCAAGCCCAACAAUUAAUUCACAGUCAAGAAUCAAUCAGCCAGCCUGAUAUCAAGGCCAGCACCUUUGCUCAGCCUCAAGAUAUGAUGAGGAAACUAUUUUCCAGCAGCACACACGACUCCUUCCAGAUACAAGAUUUUGACAAGAGCCAAAAUUUUGGUAAAAUCCCAUGUAUUGUUGAGACACAAGAGUCAAUCAAAGGCCUAGAGUCUGAUGAACACUUAGAUGAGGCCAAAUAUUUAGCUUAUUUUGAAGAUUCAGACAAGAUUGAGUAUUCAACAAAGGGGCAAAAUACUGUCUUUAAGAAUGCUGAGUUUCUUGACAUAACUGUAAAUCCAAAUUCAAUUGCUAAAGAUAUGUCACAAUUAGAGAGUAUAAAGCCACAAGGUCAGCAACAAAUUGCUUCAUCAGAAUUAAGUCAGAAUUCUGUAUAUAGCUCAGUGCCUCUUUCACCUACCAUUAAAGGGCAGAAAAACAGAAGAAAAAUACCAGACAUUAAAAGCAAACUCAGUCUUAAUGUUAGAUAUCUAAAAGUGAAGAAAACACCAACUUCACACGUGUUUCAAAUCAUAGUGUAUCACACUUUAAAAAAUAAGGACGAGUUAGGAUGCAAGUAUAACAUUGAGAAAAAAGAACUAUGUGAAAAGAAAGAUAUAUCAGAUAUAGCUUUGCAUCUUAUUUCUGUUUCCAAGCGUAUUCCUCCUUACAUUAAAAAGUAUUCCAGAAAAAAACUAGUAAAAGUUGUACCAGGUUUAAUGAAAUAUGGACAUUAUCUGCAGAAGCAAAAUAAGUUGCCAGAUGCAGAGAAAAUUAAUAAUUCAGCUUCUAUUGAGGAGAGAGGAAUUUCAGGGGUUAUUAAAAAUGUAAAGCAAUGUGGAAGAGAAAAUAAAGGACUAAAAAAAAUUUCACCAGAAAUGUUACCUCAGCUAGAACAGUCUUCUGUGGCCAACACUGUUCAGGUAAAAGUACCCUGUUCGUUAAUAGAAACAAUCAGGAAGAGUAAAGAGUCUCUUAAAGACCCAAGCACACAAGCAAAGGAAAUUGGUGUUGCAGAAUUUCAAGACACAAAUAGUAAAGAAACAUUUGACCUACAUGUUCCAAAGCAUGAAACACCUUUAGAAGCAGCUGUAUCUGAACCUAUGCAGAAAGUUGUUUCCUCUUCCACAAUGGAACUGAACAGAAGAAUGAAAAUACAGGAGGACCUACCAAGUACAGAGAACUCCCAACUUCAGCUUUCAAAUGGAGAGGAGUUACUUACUAGUACACCAGAAAAGCAAAGAUGCUUUCCAAAGGAAAAUACACAGAAACCAAAAGAAUCUAUGGAAAUUAUUCUGAAGUUGUCAAAUGUCCAUAUGCUCAUUUCCCUAGGAAACAAAAAACAUAAAAGCAGUGAAGAACUAGAAAGCAUGACAAUUCAAGUACACACAGAAAGUAUAAAUCAGAAGGAGAAGGGACCAUUAAUACUUAAUAUUCCGGAACACAGUGACCUAAGUGAAAGUGAGGAACUGGAAUGCAACACUAGACUUAACGUAAAAAAGGUACAUCAAGAUCAAAAAAUAUCUGAUGCAUUUCACAAUGCCACUUACACAACCAUUUCUGAACCACCUGAUAGGGAAAUGCAUAGCAGAUUAAAAUCCAAGACAGACACUUCAAGGGUAAUAAGGCUCAGUCAUUUGGCGUCAAAGCAAGAGAAAUUACCAGAUGACAAUAAAACACAGAAUGCAAACUGCAUUGAUAAAAGCUCUAUAUGUAAAAAGCCACAACAGUGUGACAGAGAGGAAGAGGAACAAGAAGAACAAGAAGUCAUUUUAGAGCUGACACAAGGUUUCAAGUUCAGCAUACAGCUAAAACAAAAACCCAAAUAUUUCAAAUUUGAAAUGGAACAGACCAGUUCAGGAAGUAGGAAAACUCCAAAUAAAGAGCAAGAGGUACACCCACAAACUCUUUCGACACCAACUAUUUUGGGGACUAGUCCAUGCCCUGUGAUGGAUCCAUUUCAAGUUGAGCAGAUGAAGCACAGCGCAGAUAGACCUGUAAGCAGAGAAAGUGCUACAGAUCCAAAUAAUUCACUUACAAUGCCAGAGAACUUGCCAGCUGGGAACAUUUUAAUUGAAACACCAGAGAGUGGUGUCCCAUUUGUUGAAAAUCCCAGAAAUACACUGGAUAGUCAUUUUGAAGAAGAAACGGAGGACUUAAAAAGAGAUUUACCAACAGUUGCCCUGGGAUCUUUCAAUAUCCAUAUGUUCACUGUACCAUAUUUUAAAAGGCAAAAAAUUAAAAAGAAACAAUCUGGAAGAAAAAGUGUACUCAGUGUCAAAAAUGUAAUUAUGAAAGUAAAGAAGCCAUCAGUCUUACUGACUCCUUAUAUCAGAGUACAUGGUACUCCAAGACAUGGAAGAAAGUUGAGAGGUAAUUUUGAAAUCAUAAUUAAACAGACGCUACAAGAUAAAGUUGUUGUGGAUGUGCUUCCAGAUGUUAUUCACUCUCACAUGUCUAUUUUGCCUAAUACUGGAAUGCGUAGCAAAUUAAAUGAAGAGAACCACAAUCAUACUAAGCGACUACAAGAGCAAUCCCAAGUUGAACGGGAAGAAAAGUGUUCAGAUUCCAUUAAUAAGGGAAAUGAAUCUCAAUACACACUCGAAACUCAAUUGCAAGAUGAAGUGGAAGGGAUCACAGAAGCCCUACUAACAGCAGUUCCUCCUGAUAUCUGGAACUUCAGACUGGAAGCAAAUCCAGCAAAGGAGAUUAAAACAGAGAAAGAAGUGCAUCAACCAGUCCCGUUCACAGAAACCAUUAUGGAGUCUAUUGACGCCCCUAUAAUGGAGCCAUCUCAUGCUGAGAAUGUGAAGAGAAGCCAGAUAGCACAAACAGACUUCAAAUGCACUGCAGAUUUGGAGAUGCCUCUAUCAAUGUCAGGAAAGUCACUGACUAGGGACCCUUUAAACCAAAUAAGAGAAUGUGAUGCUCCAAGUAAUGGAAGUGAUACAAGGAGAAUAGAUGCUUUUGCAGGAAAAAAGGCAGAAUUACCAAAAGAUGUACCAGCAACUUCUCCAGAGACAUUUGAUUGCUUCAUACCUGUUUUAUCUUGUUCUAAAAUAAAUAAAAAGAGAGUAACAUUUGCACCCAUUUCAAGUAUUUUAGAGCUUAAACAUAUAAAUAUGAAGGCAGUGAAGCCAUCACUCUCACAGAUAAUCAAUAUCACAAGCCAUAGAAAGGAAUUGAAGACAAAGAGCAUGAAGAUAAACCAAGCUAAGGGACCGGUACCUAAAUAUCUAAAUGCUUUUUACUCCCCCAUGUAUAGCAGAUUACAGAGAGAAUUCUGUCAUUCUCAGUUAAAGCAAGAAGAACCAGCACGUAAAAAGUACAUUGAUGUCUUUGCUAAGAGUAGUGCAUUCUGUGACACAGAGGAAAAAUUGCAAGUUGGAGAGAAAGAGGAGCAAAAAGCUGUACUAGAAGCAGCUGCACAGCAGAGCCAACACCUAGAGUCUGAUGUUCAUCUAAUGAAGGAGAUUCACCUUGAUGAAUCAGACCCAGCACGGAACUGUUUAACACAGGAGCUUCCUAUUAUUGGGCAAAGUGUGCAGCACCAAGCAGGUUUUACACCAACAACCUUGGAGGCUAGCCUCAAAAUGGGUCCUCUAGAAACUGAAGAACUAAAGAACGCCAACAAAAUAGAGAAUUACAUAAAAGUCCCUGUGGGUGCUAAGAUUCUACCUCCCAAAUCUUUACAGGUUCCAGAGAAUAGCCAUGACUUCAUACUCAAUGCACGUCAGAAGGCUCAUGGCCUUGUCAAACCAGUUGAGAAACUGAACCAACCAGAAAGUACAAAUAUGCAGGUACAACCACAAACGAUUUUGGGGUCUACAUGCCCUAUAUGGGAUAAAUUUCAACUUGAAAAGCUAGAGAGUGGUGUUAGGUUUUCGUCUUUGAAGUCUGGGGAAGCAAAGAUUGAUGAAAUCAUAUUUUCGGUAACAGAAGGUAGUAUCUCAUCUGAUUCAAACCAUCAAAAGGAACAGGCUAGAAAUAGUGAAAAGAAAGAGACAGGGACUUUUAAUUUCUGCACGCCUACUUUAUCUAUACCUAUAUUUAGGAGAAAUUUGAAAAAAUUUUCGGACAUGAAAACAUUAGUGAAUCCCAAAUGUGAAAUUAAAAAGGCAAAGAAACCAGCAAUUUCAUACAUGCUCAAUAUCAAGGGUGAUGCCAGAUCAAAGCAUAGAAAAGAAUCAGUAUAUAACUUGAAAAACAAAAUGAAAGAAGUGCAUCAAGGUGAAAAAGUGGCAGAUAAAACAGACUCUUUCAUGACUAUUAUACCUGACACUAAUAUGUGUGGCAAGAUAGAAACAGAAAACGACAUGCUAAGAGAGAUAAGACUCAAGUCUAGUCAAGUAAAGCAAAAGACAUCACCACAUAAAGGUAGUAUUACAUUAGAUGACAUCCAAAAACCCGAUCUUCAAGAUGAAGAGGAAGAUACUUCCUGGGAUGGAAAUCGUAGAAGGAAAUGGGAUAGUUCUAUUUCUGAGAAAAAGGCAUGGAAACGAAAGGACUCACUAAGAACAGCCUUAAAACUUUCCAGUUUCUCCAGACUUGAGUCACCUAAAUCUGAAAGCUGGACUCACACAUUAGAGUCUGCAGGCAAGAAAAGUCCAAUGAGUCCCAAGCAUGUAACUUUGAAGGCAAAGCAACCACCGGUUUCACAGUUGUUUAACAUCACAAGGUAUCCUACAGAAGGCCAUAGAAAAAAGAAGCAAUGCCACUUUAACUACAAGAUGAAAGAGAAGCAGUGGUAUGCAAGUAUAGAAGAGACAUUACUCAGUGCCACUGAGAAUGCUGAGAGUCCAUCCCUCAAAUCAAUGAUUGAUAAACUCUCAUUCAGUACAAGAGCAAGGGACACUCUAUCUAAUAGACUACUUCAACAAAAUCUGCAUGGUCAUGUUACAGAGGAAAAGGCAGAGUUGAAAGAAAACUUAACUACAACUUUCUUGGGCCCUUCAGAUUCCUUCAUGCCAGUUUUAUCUGACUCUCCAAGUAAGAUAAACACAGCACAGUUAUCAGAAAGGAAAGUUAUUUUGGAUCCCAGAAGUUUCACUGUGAAGGAAAAAAAGUCACUAAUUUCACAGACACACAAAACCAAGAGACAGUUUACCACAAAACACAGGAAGAAACUUGAAUCCAAUUUAAAAACUCUAUUCAACAGAACACUUCAAAAAACUCUGAAUGGCCAUAGUACGGAGGAAAAGGCGGAGUUACAAGAAAACUUAACCAUAACUUUCUUGGGCCCUUUAGAUUUCUCUAUGCCUAGCUCUAAAAGCCAGAUAAACACAGGACAGUUAUCAGAAGGGGAAAUUAUAUUGAAUGCUGAAUGUUUAACUGUGCUGGAAAAGAAGUCACCGAUUUCACAGAUACGUCAAACCAAUAGACAAUUUGUCACAAAACAUAGGAAGAAACUUGAGUCCAAUUUAAAAACAAACCUAAAAGCAAUGUGGCAAGGUAAAAAUGUGGCUGAUGCAUUUCCAAAUACCAUUUGCUUCACUCCUGGUGCCUCUGACAUUACAAAGCAAAGCAGAUUCGAAGCAGAGGUAGACAGGAGAGUAUCAGGGCUGAGUCACACAGGACCAACACAAGUAGAGUCACCUGUUAAAGGGAUAGCAACAUAUUCUGAUUCCAUCGAUAUGAGAGAGGCUUCCAACUUUUUAAAGGAAGCCAAACAACGUGAUAGAGAAAAUGAAGAGAAGCAAGAACAUCCAGUAGAAACUGGUCCAUGCUAUAUGAAAAACUUAAUGAUAAAUGAACCUCAUCCUGGCAAAUCAGAAGGUGUGCAUUUAAGAGAGUCUUUUUUCCCAGAAAGUCGUAUUUACAAAGGAAAUUUAGAAAAAAAUGUAAAAACAGAAAAAAACAAAAAUGUAGACAUGAGUCUCAAAAUUGGACUUCCAAGGAUGGGGAAAUCAGAUAUUUGUACAGAACUGAAUGAGCCAACAGGUGAUGCUAUAUCUAAUGAAUAUGAUCAAAAGAAAAUUGACCAUUUCGUUUUAAAAGAAAAAGUUUCAUACAAUUUGGCAGGAAUUGUCCUAGAAUCUGUUGGUAGGCAUUUGUCUGCUUCAGAAGAAAUUAAAAGACAGAAUGAUAGCCUAAAAAUAGCUGACAGGUCAUGUCCCAAAGGUAUAAUUUUGAAAGCAAAGCAAUCAGCAGUUUCACAAUCCCUUAACAUGGUAGAUGAUACUGAACAGAAACAGAACUUUAAAGCCCAGAAGAUACAAAUGGAGAGAGAUAAAGCUAAAACCAAAGUGGAUUUAAUAGACCAAGAAUCAAAUGCUAUAGAAGAGUUUAGUUCAGGGCCUGCUUUUUUCUCUAAGCUACAUCUACUUCAAGCUAAAAAGAAGAAGAAAGAAUGUAAAACUGCAAACGGAAAAACAAGAGCAAAUUCCAAGACUCUUGCCCUCCAAAAGAAACAAGAGCCAUGUGUUUUGGGAACUACCUGGAGUUCUCCUUGUGCCUACACACCUAUUUAUCCUAAAACCGUAAGACAUAAAGAUAAGGCAAAAACAGCAGAUGUGGAAAGCACUCUGUAUACCCCACAGGUAACACUGAAGGUGAAGAAAACACCGGUUUCCCAGCUGCUUGGACGUGGUACUGGAAGCCAUAAAAAACUGGGAGGUAGCACUCAGCAGGAGAAGGCAUUCCACCUGAGUCAAAGUGCAGUCAAUCUAGUUCUGAAGGCUGUUUUUGAUUCUAAAUGCCUUCCAUCUGGCAUUAACAAACAUACAGAAAUAAGAAUGGAGAAAAGCAAGCCAAGAGAGGGAGUUUGCAUCCUUUCACAUCUAAAGCUGGGGACACCACGGAGUGAAGCAAAAAUGCCACUGUCAGAAAGUAUUAAUAUGUCCAGCAUCAUUAGAACACUGGAACAAGGUACUAGAGAAGAACAAAGAUACCAAGACAAUUUAGUCGACAUACCCCAACAGUAUGUUAAACCAUUAAGGAUUAAGGUACAACGAUUGAAGGAGUAUUAUCAUAUCAAAUUAGAAGUAGAUUUGCAAAGAAAGCUGUGCUCUGAACUAACUUUUCAGAAAGGAAUUGUUCCCAUGACAAACCUAGGUUCUGUUGCCCACCCCAUGAUGAAACCUCUUCAUCUGGAAAACACAGGAGAAGUGGCUAAGGAGGGAGAUGUGUACAUUAACAAAAAAAAUAUUUCACAUGCAUUGGGAAGUGAGGAAUUAAAAGAAGCUGAUAUCUUAGUAGGUCCUAAAGGGCAGAAAUUUCUUUGUACAAAUCUAAAGGUCCAGCACAAAAUGUCUGCAGUGCAGAAAGGACAGGUGAAUCCAAAUUACAAUCCUGAAAGUAUUCUAGAUUCUGCAUCUUUCCCCCACAGGGGCUCUUUUCAUUUAAAACAGGCAGUGAAUACAAAAAAAGAUCAUGUUAGUGUCUCUGAAAGUUCCAAUGAAAAUCCACAAGGAAAAGGGCAAUCCAAAUUAACUCACGUUCCAUUAAAAUCAAAUAGACAGAAAAUGGACUUUUCAGAAAGAUUGUGGAUGAAGCAACUAAAUAUUUGUAACCAGAAUAAAGAAAAUAUUCUAGAAUCUGUUUCCUCUUGUGUAUUGUAUCAACUUCUUAUUGAAAAUCCAAAGGAAGAAGUCUCAGCAAAAGAAAUGAUGAGUUCAGAUGUUUCAUGCUCAGUGGUAAAGAAAGCAUCAGAUGAAGUAAGUAUUCCAGUAGAUAAGCUUCCAGGUUCAGAAGAAAUUAAUUUGCAUAUUAAAGGAAGAAAAGAACAUCAACAAGAAAGCACAUGCAAGGCUUUUCAAACAUCUGUUUCUCACUCUUGGAUGGACAAACGUCCAAUAAAGUCACCAUGGAUAAAGAAACCAUUACAGGCAGUAGAUAAUCCAGAGCACCACACUGUAAAUACAGAAGGAAUUGACUUGUUUGUUACAGGAAAGGGAGAACAGCAAGAAACAUGUACACAUAAGGCUUUUCUAAAUUCUGCAUCCCACUUCAAACCAGAUCUACUUCAAAUUAAUACCCCGAUGCAACAAGUAAAAUUAGAUGCUACAAAUAUUGUGUAUUAUAAUGAUUCAGCUUUGCCUACUAGAGAAGCAGUAAAACAAAUGGAUGUCAUAGUUGGAUAUACUAAAAAAACGAAAAAAAGACAAACCAUAUCCAAAACAGGACAAAAACAGCAGUACCUGUCCAUUUCCUAUGAGAACUGUUGGGAGUGUAUAUCUUACCCUCAAAAGUAUCCCCAUCCCCUGUCACAUUUAAUGCCACAGAAAAAAGAAGCAUCAGGCGUAGGUAAUGUGUUAAGCACAACAAAUGGGCAAGACUUGCUUUCUAACGAUCAACUAAACACCGUAUGUGAAGAUGGGCUGGAAUGGACUGUGCCCUCCAUUACUCUGAGGCAAAUGAAAAACCAAACUACAAUGCUGCCUUCAGGAACACAUCAUAAAACUAAAAAGUAUCUGAAUCUUUUAUUUCCAAAAGGAAAUAAAUCAUCAGAUAGGGCACAGAUAAUUGAUUUUAUAUCCAAUAGCUCACACAAGCUAAGAGUUAGAAAGAGGGUAGAAUCACAUAAGGCAAAUCAAAACGUGCAAAAGGAAAAAUGUCUCUCUGGAGUAUUUUUACAUUCUGUAUCUAUGCCUAUUUUGCAUGAAAGUAAAAGACAAAAGGAUAGAAUAAAACAAGGCAUUGUGAAAGGCAUAAUAUACCACAAAAGAACAACUCUGAAGUUGACGAAAUCAGUAUUUUCGCCUAUACUUAAUCCCGCUGUCUAUGGUGCUCCAAGCGACAGACUAGAAAGACAGUGGGACAUAACAGAAGAAAUUAUAAAUAUGAGACACAGAAUGGGUGAACAAGAUAUGGUUGAAGCAAAAAUAUAUGAAUCAGGUCCUUUUCUUUAUCUUGAAUUGAAUGAAGAGACUACUGAUGGGGUGAUCUCAAAUAAUGUAGAAAGGACACAACAAUAUAUAUCACAGAGAAAGAAGAGGGAUGAAGUAAAAACAGUGGAUUUGAAAAGAAUAAUGAGACUUAACACUACUUUGAAGACAAAGAAAUCAUCACUGAUGCAUAUACUCAGUAGAAAGAAGUAUAUGUUACUGUUGGAUAUUAUCAAACAAGAGAGCAAGAUGCAAGAACCUAAAGGUAAAUCAGGUGUGAAACUGACAAACUUGUGUAUUUCCUCACCAUCUCUAGCACACCCUGGUUCAAAUUUAAGAGUAAAUGCAGGAAAAGAUAAGCCAGGAAUACUUAGGAACUGCCUCUCAUCACUAAAGCUUCAAGCAUCACCAAAAAAAAGAGUAUCAUUUGCAGAGACAAUAAAGACAGUAAAAAAAGUAUCAUUUGCAGAGACAAUUGAUAGAGAUAAUUUAAGCAAUGUAAUAGAAUCAAAAUGUUUGCUAAAGAAAAAGAAGGAAGAUAGAGAAAGUAUUCUAGAUGUGAAAGAUAUAAUGGGUUUCAUAUGUACCAUUUUGAAAGGAAAGAAUUCACCUUUUAAACACUUACUGCAUGGAAAGGAACCACAGUGGAGCAAUAAAAAGCAAGAUAAAAUGACACAGAAAGAGAAGAGUAAUCUAGAUGUAGUUCAGAAUAAACCCCAUGCUUCUAUUAUUUCUUCACCUCACUUGAAAUGGGAUCCUAGAGUAAAAGAGGUAUACAUGAGAGGAGUAACAAGAUUCUGUCUUCCAUCAUCCACACUCCAGGAGUUAUCAGGUACAAUGGAAAAAUGUGAGGAACCAACUGACGAUAUUUUAAACAGUAUAAGAAAAGCAAAACAUAUGGCACUUAAGGAUAGAGUGGAAAUGGCUUUGGAAGAAAUGGUGCAUUCCAAAAGAAUAACUCUGGAGACAAAACAAUCUUCACUGUCACAAGAAUUACAAUUGCACAUCAAAGGAAAAGAGAAAAAUAUGCCAGGAGUUAAAGAAGUUGCAAUUCGGAGCAAACAUCUUCUUUCCAUCUCUUUUCCUCCUUACUCGAAUAUGGGCACAGUAAAAGAAGAGGAAACCAUGCCAAUAAAGGUGACAUUUUCUUUUUCACAACCAAAUAUCCAGAAGUCAUUAGUUAUAGACAAAACCGUAUGUAAAAGGUCUUUUUCUGCUAAUAUCUCAAGCAGUGUAAAAAAAGUCCUAGAACAUAUACUGCCAGAAAUAGAGGUGAAGGUAAAAAUGGAAAAAGUCAUACCCUUACAGAAAAAGAAAUCAUUAGUUUCACAGGAAGUUCAGUUGGACAUCAGAGACCAAGAGGGAGGAAUACAAAAAAUGAAAGGUGAACCAAGUGUGCUUCUGACCAAUACUAGCACUUCCAUACCUUCUUCUUCUCACUUAAAAUUGGAUAAGAGGAUAGAAAAAGGAGAUACAAGAUACUCUCUUCCAGAAUUAUCACACCACAAACCAUCAACUAUAGUGAAAAAAGCAAAUGGGGAGGCCAUUGAAGUUGAUAUCACAAGUGAUGUACAAAAAGCAAAAGAAAAUAUGCCACAGAAAGAAGAAGAUAAAGUAAAGAUAUCAGCCAGGAAAGACAUACUGCACCCAGAAGAUAGAGAUGUGAAAGGAAAGAAGAUGUUUUUACAGGAUCUACCACUGAACGUUAAAGAGCAGGGGAAAACAGAUCGAGACAUUAAAGAGCAAGGGGAAAUGGAUCAAGAAGUUAAAGAACAAGGGAAAAUAGAUCGAGAAGUUAAAGAGAAAGAGAAAAUCGAUGGAAAUGUUAAAGAGCAAGGGAAAACAGAUCAAGAAGUUAAAGAACAAGAGAAGAUGGAUGGAGAAGUUAAAGAACAAGAGAAAAUGGAUGGAGAUGUUGAAGAACAAGAGAAAAUGGGUGGAGAUGUUGAAGAACAAGAGAAAAUGGGUGGAGAAAUUAAAGAGCAAGGGAAAGCAGAUCAAGAAGUUAAAGAACAAGAGAAGAUGAAUGGAGAAGUUAAAGAACAAGAGAAAGCGGAUCAAGAAAUUAAAGAGCAAGGGAAGACAGAUCGAGAGGUUAAAGAACAAGAGAAAACAGAUGAAGACGUUGAAGAAAAAGAGAAAAUGGGUGGAGAUGUUGAAGAACAAGAGAAAAUGGGUGGAGACAUUAAAGAGCAAGGGAAAGCAGAGCAAGAAGUUAAAGAACAAGAGAAGAUGGAUGGAGAAGUUAAAGAACAAGAGAAAACGGAUCAAGAAAUUAAAGAGCAGGGGAAGACAGAUCGAGAGGUUAAAGAACAAGAGGAAAUGGAUGGAAACGUUAAAGAAGGAAAAAUAGAUGGAGGUGUUAAAGAGCAAGAGAGAAUGGAUCAAGAAGUUAAGGAAGGAAAAAUGGAUGAAGGCAUUAAAGAGCAAGGGAAAAUGGAUCAAGAAGUCAAAGAACAAGAGAAAAUUGAUGGAGACGUUAACGAAGGAAAAACGGAUGGAGAUGUUGAAGAGCAAGGAAAAACAGAUCAAGAAGUUAAGGAAGGAAAAAUGAACAGAGAUGUUAAAAAGCAAGGGAAAAUGGAUGAAAAAGUUAAGGAAGGAAAAGUUGAUGGGGAUGUUAAGGAGCAAGGGAAAACUAAUCGAGAAAUUGAACAAGAGAAAGUGGAUGGAGACGUUAAACAAGGAAAAGUGGAUGGAGACAUUAAAGAGCAAGGGGAAAUGGAUCUCAAAGUUAAAGAACAAGAGAAAAUGGAAGGAGAUGUUAAAGAACAAGGGAAAAUGGAUGGAGACGUUAAAGAAAGAAAAAUGGGGAGAGAUGUGAAAGAGCCAGGGAAAACAGAUCUAAAAGUUAAAGAACAAGAGAAAAUGAACAGAGAAGUUAAAGAACAAGGGAAAAUGAACGGAGAAGGUAAAGAACAAGGGAAAAUGAAUGGAGAAGGUAAAGAACAAGGGAAAAUGAAUGGAGGUGUUCAAGAACAAGAGAAAACAGAUGGAAUCAUUAAAGAACAUGAGAAAGUGGAUGGAGACAUUAAAGAGCAAGGGAAAAUGGAUCUCAAAGUUGAAGAAAAAGAGAAAAGGGACGAAGAGGUUAAAGAACAAGGGAAAACAGAUGGAGACAUUAAAGAGCAAAGAGAAGUAGAUGGAGACAUUAAAGAACAAGAGAAAAUGGGCGGAGACAUUAAAGAGCAAGGGAAAAUGGAUCAUAAAGUUAAAGAAGGAAAAAUGGAUGGAGUUAUGCAAGAGCAAGGGAAAAUUGAUGGAGAUGUUAAAGAGCACGGGAAAAUGCAUCAAGACAUUAAAGAGCAAGGAGAAAAGCUUAGAGAAGACCAAGACCAAAGGAAAAUAGAUGAAGACGUUAAAGAGCAAUGGAAAACAGAGGGAACAGGUGCAGUGCAAGGGAAACUGGGUGGAGAUGAGAGUGAACAGGAAGUAGUUCUGUCCCGACAGUCGCCUUUUGAAUCUUCUCUAGCUCAUUAUGAACUGAGCACAAGAGUAGAAGGAAAGGAAGACAUACAAGGAACAACAAGGUAUGCUGUUUCACAAGUAAGAAACCAGAAAUCAUCUGAUGCAGGAGAAAUAGCACAUACAAGGUCAGUUGGGAAUCUCUCAAAUGGUGUAAAAACAGUGUCAGAAUACAAGCCACAGAAAGGAGUAGAUAGAGGAAAAAUAGUAACCAUGAAAUAUGUAAUGCCACCUGAAGGCACGACUUCUAAGGCAAAGCAAUUACCACUUUCACGUGCUCCUAGUAUCACUGGUGGCAGUAGCUCAAAAAUUAGAGAAGAACAGGCAGACAUAAAAGAAAAAUUGGAACACAUACAGAAACGAAAAAGUGAACUAGAUGUGGUUCAAGCAACACCUUCUGUACCUCACGAUAAAUUAGACAAAGGUAUAGAAGGCAAGGAAGAGAAACACGGAGUAACAAGAUCCUUUCUUCCACCUUCACGGGACAUGGUAUCAUCAGAUAUGGGGAAAUUCAAAUAUACAUUGUCACCUUCAAAUGAUACCUUAAUCAAAUCAAAAAGAUCAGAAAAUAUAACACAGACCGAAGAGGAUAAAGCAAAGUGCAUAACUAUAAAGACACAGAAAUCACUCUUUUCCAAUAUACUCAAAAUAAGGAAUCUGCAAGUGAAGAUCAAAGAACAAGGGAAAAAGACAAGGGAAGGUGAGGUGGAAACAGUUGUGCUUCUGAGCCAAACAUAUCCCAUUGUCUGUUCUUCAACAUCUUUAAAUUUGGACACAAUAAAAGGAGAGGAAAGUGAAUCCGGAAUAAUAGGAAGCUAUGGGCCACACUUUGAGCUCCAAGAAUCACUGCCUGCAGACCAAAUAGCACCUACAGAGUCAACCGAUAGUCUCGUAAAGAAAGGAAAACGUCUCCCAAAGAAAGAAGACACAGUACGAGCAGUAGCCAAGGAUGACUUAAUGCACCCCAGUGGUGCAGUUUUCAAGGCAAAGACAUCAGAACCUUCACUUGUCUUCAGCGUCACUGAACACAGUCCUCUGAGCAAGAGAAAGGAGCCACAGUGGGGCAUGAAAAAGACAGUAGAAAAGAAGCAGGAAAGGACAGGAGGUCCUGACAUGCUCCUGAUGGAAACUCAUUCUUCCAUGCCAUCACCAUCUCACCGUAGAUUCCUAUCUACACAGCUAGAGCUUCCUAUAUUUUCAGAUGCAGAGAAAAGCAGUUGUGCAGGUUCAAAGGACAAUAUUAGCUCACAUAAUAUAACAUUAAAAGCAAAUCAACAUAUGCCACAUAAAGAGGUAAAUGAAGGAAUAAAAAUAGAAGACAGGAAAGGUAGAAUACUCCAUGAAAGAAUAAUUUUGAAAGCAGAGACAUCCCCACUUGCACAACUAUACAAGGGAAAGAAACACCCUUUGAAUAUUAAAGAGCAAGGGAAAGAAAAACAGGAAAGCAAAAGGGAACCCAGAAUGGUUUCAACUUCUGUUUCCUCAUCCCCAUUUCACCUGAAAUGCAGCUCUAGAAUGAAUAAAAAAGAAGGUGCACUAGGAAAAACACAAUUCUCUUUUCCAUCAGCAAAGAUUUGUGAUUCAUUAGAUUCAGGAAAAAAAGCAUAUGCUAAGUCAUUGGAUUGUUAUAUGUUAAGUGACAGAGCAGGGUCAAUACAAUCUAUAACACAGAAAGAAGAGAAAGAUAGAUUCAAAGUAGCCUUGAGAAACAAAAUGCUUCCCAAAUAUAUGGAUCCGAAGGCGAAGAAGUUACUAUCUUCACAUGUCCUUGGUACCAUAGGAAAGUGGAGAACUAAGGUACAAAGGAGAAAGAUUCAGGGAGAUAAAUAUGAACAGGUUAUGGGUCUGAUAAGCAAGAAUACUUCUUUACUUACUCCACCAUAUCUUAAGUUUGAUACAACACAAGGAGAGAAGAACAUGGUAAGAAUUCCAAAAUUGUCUCUCCCACAAUUAAAGUCCAAGGAAUCAUCAGAUGCAGGGAGAGUAGCAGUCCCGGAAACAACUGAUGGAGAACUUUCAGAUAAGGUAAGAGAAUUCAAAGCACACGUGCUACAGAAAGAAGAGAAGGGUAGAGAAAAAGUUGUGGAUAAGAAUAGUGUAGUGGAUCCCAAGAAAAUAUAUCGGAAGGCAAAGACAUCACCUGCUGUACAUACAUAUAAUUUGAGUGAACUUCAAUGGAAAACUGGAGGGUUAAAGGAAAAAGUAGAGGAAGUUAAAUGUGAGCCAGGUAUGAUGUUGACUAAGAGUUCUUCUGGAUCUUUCUCCCCACUUCACCUCAACGUGAAUACUGGGAUCAAGGAAGAAAGCAUACCAUGGUUGAUGAGACCCUCUCUUUCCCAAGUAAACCUCCAGGAAUCAUCAGAUUCUGAAGGAGGCAUAUAUAUAAAGCCAGUUGCUAAUAAUAUUUUAAUCAGCCUUCAAACAGGAAAACAACAUGUGCCACAGGGAAAGGAAGAGGUUGGAGUGCAAAUAGUGAACAUCACAAUAUCCCCUAAACAUCAAGAAAAGAAGGUGCAGGAAUCUAAAGAUGAGCUGGGUGUGGUUCUGACCAAAUCGCCUUCAUUCAUAUCUCAGCCUCAACUCAAAGUGGAUAAAGAAACACAUGAAGAUGUUGAAACCCUAAGACUUAUAAGGUCUGCUUUACAGAGAAUAUCACAUGCAGGGGAGACAGUACAGACAAAGUCAGUUGAUAGUGAUAUCUCAAAAGAUGUCCGAAAUGAAAAGCAACAUAUGCCUCAAAAAGAAGAAAGGACCAGAGAAAAAAUGGUAGAUAUGAGAGGUACGGAUGUAACUUUGAAGUCAAAGAAAUCACCUCGUUCCGGUAUACUCUAUAGAUCAGAGCUGCAUCUGAAUAUUAGAGGGCAAAAACAAAAGGAACCUGAAGGUCAAGGUAAACCACCAUGUAUGGUUCAAAGAAAAGUAUAUACUUCCAAAUUUUCACCCGACCCUCAACUAGAUAAAGGUAUGCAAGUAGAUGAAAAAACACCCUCUUCACCUCUGCUAAUGCUUUCAGCAUUAUCCAUUGCAGAGAAAACAUCAGAAACAGAGGCAGCGAGUGGUGAUGCAAGAAAGGGAAAACCACAUAUGUCACAGAAGGAAGAAAAACAUGAGGUGAAGAUGGUAGAGAUGCAGGUCAGGAUGCAUUGCAGAGCAGCAAGAAGUUCACCACUUUCGCAUUUCCUUAAUGCAAAGGAAUUUGUGUUGAAUAUUAACAAGGUGAAGGGAAAAAUACACAAAGAUAAAGGUGAAGCAUGUGUGGUUCUUACAAGGACUUUUCUUUCCAUACCAUCAGAGCCUCUCCUUUAUAUAGAUUCAGAGAAGAAAAUUGGCAAACACACACCAGGAACUGCAGGAUCUUCUUGUCUACAGCAAAAUCUUCAAGUAUCAUCUGAUAUCCAGGAAAUAGCAAACAGAGGCUCUGUUGAAGGUGAUGAUAAAAACACGGUUAAACAAGCAGAACACUACGUUUCCCACCAAGAGGCAGAGCAACAGUGGACCUCAAACUUGAUGAGCAGCAUCCCGCAAAGGAAUGAGCCUUCACGAGGCAAGACAGAAAGAGAUUUGAAUCUGUCAGUUUCAAAUUCACUGGAUGAAGACAUUUAUGUCACAGGAUUUGGUACCAUAAAACAUGUGAAAAGGCUGGAAUGGCUCUUUACAGAGAUUCAGCCAGAAAAAUACAAAACAGAAACUCUUACUACAUUUCUUUCCUACCCCACAACAGAUCCAACUAAAAUGGGAAGUCUGAAGAAAGAAACUGAAAUAAUGGAAAACUUAAACCAUGAAAUAAGUCCAAAAGUUUCAGUUUCACUGCCAAGGGAAACUUCCAAGAAAAUAAACACUACACUUGACACCCCUGUAAGUUCAAAAGAAUUUUCUUUUUCAGAGAGAGAUGCUCACCAACGAGAAACUUCAUCAAGAGUAUCUCCAGAAUCUGAAGGCUCAUAUAAAUUUGAUAAGCCAGAGGAAAAUGUACAAAGUGAUGAUCAAAUAAGCAAAAUGUUUUCUCCCAAAGCGUUAGUACCACAAACAAAGGGGUCACUCAAAAAAGUGAAUAUCAUCACCAAGUGGAAUUCUCCCCAAAACAUGGAAGAACAAUAUACUGUCAUGAAAAAGCAAGUGAUGCCACAGUCUGAAAGUGGACACAAGACCAGACAGAACUCUGACCUUUUUGUUAAGGUUCAACUUACAAGUGGAAAGCAGAAGAUACCACUGGAAACUGAUGUAGACGAGAAAAUGACAGCAUACCCCAGCCAAGAAAUACUACCAGGAAAAUGCAUGGUUAUUACAGAGUUUGAUGCUGUGCCAGGAAAGAAAGAACAGACAUUGCUUGUCUCUGAACAAGAUGAUCAUGCUCCAGAAUUGCUUCAGAUGUCUCUUUUCCCUCCCUGGACAUUUCCAGUUCAAUCAGGAGGUCCGGGGAAAAAAGAUGAAACGGACACAAACACCAAUAUAAGUCUGAAACAGAAAAACUUAGAAAUGGACAACAAUAAUACUGUGAAUCAGAAAGAAGGGGAAUUGAAAGUAGAUACAAACAGAACUUUAUAUCUGGAAGAGGACACUAUAGAAAUGCACAAGAACAGUCUUGUCAAUCUGAAGAAAAAGGAAGUAAGAAUGGACACACAAAAUACUGUAAACCUGCUUGUUCCAUCUCUAAAGGCAGAGAAAUCUCAAAUUAAGACUCAGGUAGUCACUCAGUUGGAGUACAACAAUCAAGCCAAACAUAAAAAGGAACUGGAAGCAUCAUGUGGUGCAAAACAAAACAUUCAACCACAAAAACUGUUUCAAAAAAAUGUUCUGGAUUCAUUUUAUGGCUCUAUUCUGUUUUCUCCCAAAUUUGAAGGCCAAAAAGUUAGUUUAACAACAAGAGAACUGAACAGAAAACUGAGCCCCAAAUAUUUAACUAUAAAAACCCCAAAUCACCGAAUUUCACAGAUGCUUCGUAUCAUAGGACAUGGUACUCCAAGCAAUAGAAAGAAAUUAAAAUAUGACAUUAACAAAUCAACAGACAUGGUUUCAUGGGAUAAAGAUGACUCAGGAAUAUUUCUCAGAAGUCUUACUAUUUCCAUGGUGCACCCACCUCACAUUAAAGAAACAGCAGAAUCUGAGAUAAACAUAGAAAGGAAAAAGGGAAUCAGUCUUUCUAAAUCCCAGGAGAAAUCACCAAAAAUCGGUGAAAUUGUUAAGAAGGACACCUUAACAAUUGUAAAGGAGGAACAGAAUUUUACAAACACAGUUCCACAAGACUCCCAGCUAUACAUAGUAGAUGAAGAACAAAUGUGGAAGCCUCCUAAUGUCAAAUCAGAAGCAAACUUCAGAAGUGAAACAAGUAAAGAAAAUUUUAAUUCACAGACAAAAGAAGGAGGUGCUCCGAGGCAUGAUGAGUCAAGGAGUAUUAAAAAACCAGACUUGCAUAUAACCGAGCAAGAAGAGAAGUUACCAAUACACGUCCUGACACCCACAGAGUGUCCAUCUCUGUUUGAAGAUCCAAAGCAACCCAAGCAAAGGGAUCAGAGUGAACCAGUGCGGGACAUGAGCACACAAGAGGUCCAGCAGCCAAAAGAUUUGCCAGGAACUAUGCCCAUACCACCUCAAGGUAAAAGUAGUGAAAUCAAAAUUGCUGCAGGCGAUACGUGUGUAGAAUGUUUCCUUCCUAUUUAUGAAGGAAUUAAAAAUGUAUCUGAAUCCCAGGUAAAAAAUAUGACCCAAAACAAAGUUUCUUCUGAUAAACUGGAAAAAGUACAAACCUGUAAACCUAUAAACUUGAAGUCACCACCUUUUCCAGAGGGUCCAGGUACAACGUCAGCAGCAAUGCAUCCCAAAUUGCAGCACAAACCCCUUUUAGAAGAGUUUACUCCCAAAGAAAAACAUAAGCUUACCAAUCAUUUAGAGUCAAAAGCACUUGAUAUACAACUGAAUCUAAUACCAGAGAUGGCAAAAAAAUCCUUACAAAAGUUCAACUUUUAUCCAAAAGGGACUAUUUCAGCUUUUAACAGUGCGAGGUUCUAUCCAAGACAUAAAAAAAUGAAUGCCUGGUCUCUAGAAGGGAUUGAUACUAUAGAACUUAACUUAAAACAUAAAUACCAGAAAGAUUCAUCUCCUAUCAACUGUAUGAAGACAUCAAUUAAUGUUUCAAGAAGUAGCAAGGAGACCAUAACAAAGUUUAAAAGUAUUAAUAAACUAGAAAAUGGGAUGUAUUCAGUGACUUCUGCUGCUGAGAUGCCACCGCCUCACUGUCUUCAAAACUACUCAGUAGAAGAAAAAGCCAAACUUCUCAUGCACUUUUCUGUGAAAAUAUUAGAGAUAAAAAUGAAAGCCUUUCCCAGAAUUGUAGAAGAAUCUUAUGCAAUGGUCAGUGCUCAGCAUAGAAAAGAACCUUUAUUUAACUGUAUUCAUUCUGCUACCAAAGCGCCAAAACAAAAAAAUAGAGUUAUGUUAUUUUUUGAUGAAAAAACUCUUCAUCAAAUAGAUCUUGAUUUACAAUACAAAUACCUUCGUUUUCUCCUGGGGCUUCCUGCUGAAAAUAUGCUUCCUAAGCCAAAUGGAUUUCCCAAGGAUAUGCUUAAAGUAAACACAAUUGCAACAUCUAAAAAAAUAGAUGAUGGUGGAAAAACGUGUCUUUCCAUUGACACAGAACUGUUAGAACAGCAUAUUUCUUUCAAAAAACUAAGUCCUCAUGAAAACUCACCACUCUUCAGAAAACUCAUGGAGCCAACCCACAAUGCUUCUCACAGCGCAAUACAGAAAGAUACUAAAGAUCUUUCAGAGUUAAAAUCUCCUGUGACUCCAGAAAAGGAUAGGCAAUAUCACGUAUGGUUUCAAGAAACAAAUACACAAAAAUCUUUUGAUUUAAGGACUCAGAGCCAUGCUAACAAUGUGGCUGAUUCACAUAAAACUCAAAUUUCUGAAGAUUUUACUGAUACUCAGAAAAAGAUUGAAAGUACAGCUAAUUUAGAGAAAUGUCCAGCUUUUGAAGUAAGUGAGAGUGAGGAAUGUAUGUUUUUAGAAACCAAUUCAUAUUUAAGUGAGGAAUCACAAAACAUUCUAUACAAAGGACAGAAAGGCAUUCCUUUAAAAAAUCUCGGCAAAAUGAACGAAAUCACAACUGGUUUGAAACCAUUUUAUAAUGAUGAUUCCAGUUCCCAUCAAAUCAGAGACUGUAGAAAACAUACCUUAAUGAUGGCAUCACCUUCAUAUAAAUCCUGCAGAAGAAGGAAAUGUAGAUCAUCCUCCAAAAUAAAGCAUCCUGACUGUUUGUGUCAUAGUUCAUUGAACGCUGUGUCAUUAAAUAGUGUAGAAAUUCAGCCUAAAUCAUCUACUGUAUCAUCCAGUAAAGAGAAACAUUCUCAGGCGACAAGGAACAAAACAAGUUACCCUUUAGCUCCUUUAACGGAAGCAAAUAUUAAAUUACAUCUUGCAAAAAUCCAAGGCAAGUCUCACAUGCACCCAAAAAGCAAAGAGAGGAAGAAGGCCAAAUGUGAUGUAUUUAGGAAGAACAUUCAUUGGGACCAUGAUUACAGUCAUACACACAGUGAAGAGAAAUGUGCAAGGAAGAAGAGAGUCUAUUAUCAUGAGCCAGAAAGAUCGGAUUAUUUCCACAACAGGCAUAAAUCAGCAUCCAUACCUCCUCAGGAGAAGAUCAACUUUCAUUCUGAAAAAGAACAAAACCAGCCAUUUUUUUUUGCCUGUGUGCCGGCAGAUUCACUGGACAUUAUACCCCAAACCAUUCGUUGGGUGAUUCCCCCUGACACCUUAAGGAAGAGAAACUUUCGAGUCCCCUUAGUGGCAAACAUUUCAAGUUCUUGGACUGUAUGGAGUUUGUCCAAAAAGGUGUUGGAGUCACUCUCAAAGUUCUUUCCUACAGAUCAUCACAGUUGA
Molecule: messenger RNA, 21141 nt
Organism: Carlito syrichta (Philippine tarsier)
Lineage: Eukaryota; Metazoa; Chordata; Mammalia; Primates; Tarsiidae
Gene: LRTM3
Product: coiled-coil domain containing 168
Exons: 7
Coding region: 1-21141 (7046 amino acids)
Source: RefSeq, a predicted model, not a curated record